Impatiens glandulifera is the source of this 2361-nucleotide messenger RNA. RefSeq names its product receptor-like protein kinase FERONIA. Gene Ontology annotation, molecular function: ATP binding; protein kinase activity. The record is from RefSeq and is a predicted model, not a curated record. The transcript has a single exon. NCBI's taxonomy places the organism in Eukaryota, Viridiplantae, Streptophyta, Magnoliopsida, Ericales, Balsaminaceae. Gene Ontology annotation, biological process: protein phosphorylation. Bases 1 to 2361 code for a protein of 786 amino acids.
AUGUCAAGUUUAUCACUUCCUUCUUACUAUACAUCAGAUAACAUUGCCAUCAACUGUGGUUUCUCUGGCAACUAUACUGCCCUUGAUGGCCGACACUGGAUUGGAGAUAGUAGAUCAAUGUACUUCAUUUCUCGAGGAGCAAAUAAAAAAUCCAUAAGCUUGGCACCAGUCAAACAAUCAUAUUCUUCUCAUUCUCAUCACAAUGAUGUCCCCUACACAUAUGCCAGGUUUUCUCAAUCACCCUUUACUUAUAUCUUCCCAGUUAGUCCAGGCCCGAAGUUUGUUCGCCUUCAUUUCUACCCUGCUUCGUAUCGUGCUAAUUUCCAGAGAAACAAUGGUUUCUUUACUGUUAAAGCUGGUCCCUUCACUCUACUCCACAACUUCAGUGCCUCAUUGACUGCAGAUUCUUUGGGCAUAACAACUGUCUCUAAAGAGUUCUGUAUCAAUGUUAAAGCAAAUAAACCAUUGAGAAUAACAUUCUCUCCUUCAAGAACUAGCCAUACUGAUAAAGUGUAUGCUUUUAUUAAUGGUAUCGAGGUUGUUUCCAUGCCGAAUGGACUAUACUAUUACAAAGGGGAAAAUAAUGGCUUCACUACCCUUUCGAGGCGGACUGCACUUGAGACACUAUAUCGGCUAAAUAUUGGUGGAAGCUCUAUUUCAUUUGCAAACGAUACAGGUAUGUUUCGUGAGUGGUCUGAUGACUCUAGAUUUUUCCUUCACUCGAGAGUUCUACCUCUUAAAACCACGAUUCCAAUAAAAUACAAAAGAAUACCUAACUUUGUUGCUCCUCAAAACGUCUACCAAACGUCAUGGUCUUUGGAUCUAAACAAGAAUGCAAAUGAAAACCCUAAUUUUGCGUGGAGGUUGCCUGUUGAUCAGGGAUUUCGAUACCUGAUUAGGUUCCAUUUCUGCGAGCUUGAUUACGAGAUAAAAGAGAUUGGUCAAAGGGCGUUCCGCAUCUAUAUUAAUAACCAUAUGGUUGAGCCUGAUGGAGAUGUAAUCAAAUGGAGUGGAGAAAUUGGCGCUGCAACAUACAAGGACUACAAUUAUGUGAUAGAAGGAGAGCGAAUGGCUGGCAAAACUAACAUCCUCUUAUCUAUAUGUUCUUUUUCCAGUCACUAUGACGAUUCGACUUUCGAAACUAUAGAUGUUAUUUUGAAAGGCCUAGAAAUCUUCAAGCUAAGCAACCCUGAUAAUAACCUCGCAGCACCUAAUCCACUUGUUUCUUCGUCACUUGCUAUCAAAGGAUGCAAGUCCUUGUACAUGUCAGCUGGUGGUAACAAAAUUGCAACGAUUAUUGUCAUAAUACUAACAAUGUUGAAUGUUGUUUUUCACAAGUUAUGCGCACUGUUUCAUACAAAAGACUUUCUCGAGAGAACAAAUAUUCUGUCUAAAUAUAAGGAAAAGUCCGUUAAAGUCCAUGAGACUUUCAUGGGCCCAUUUUCGUUUAGUAAAGUCUGGUAUGCGACAAAUAAUUUUGAUGUAAUGAUUGGGAAAGGAGCGUUUGGAAAUGUUUAUAAAGGGUGUAUUAAGGGAAUUGAUGUUGCCAUGAAACGAUUAGAUCCUCUUUCUGAGCAAGGUACUAAUCAGUUUUUGAAUGAGAUUGAGAUACUUGGUAAUCUUCAAAACACCAAUAUUAUUAAGCUAAUUGGAUAUUGCAAUGAUAUAUGGGAAAGGAUCCUCGUGUACGAGUACAUGGCACGUGGAACACUUGCGGAUCAUCUCUACAAUUUCAAAAACGACAGUGCACUGACACUGUCUUGGGAGGAAAGGCUCAAGAUAUGCAUUGGUGUUGCUAAAGGUCUAGAGUUUCUUCAUAAUCACAAGGACGGUUACAUCAUCCAUCGUGACAUUAAGAGCACUAAUAUCUUAAUAGAUGAGAAUUGGGUAGCAAAGGUUGCAGAUUUUGGUUUGUCCAAAAUGGUUGGGGCUGGCCAAUCUCAAACCCAUAUUAGCACAGAAGUCAGAGGAAGUCCUGGUUAUUUAAACAACCAAUAUUGGUUUACGAAACAACUAACCAAGAAUUCUGACGUGUUUGCCUUUGGUGUAGUCUUAUGGGAAGUCCUGUGUGGGAGAGCUGCUAUAGACACAAAAUUUAAGGGAUCGAAGGAAGAAGUUUUGGCUAAAUGGGCUCCACAAUGUUUCAAUGAAGGGAAUGAAAAGAUCAAUGAAAUCAUCGAUCGAAGAUUGAUGGGACAAAUUUCACCAGCAUGUUUGAAGAUAUUCACAGAAGUUGCCAACAGUUGCUUAUUUGAUAAUGAGCAAAGUCCUUCAAUGACAGAUGUGGUGACACAACUUGAACUUGCAUAUAAACAACAGGUGGAUGAAGGCACGAAUCCAACUAGUGUUGUUGACUCAUAG